AUGGCCGAAUCUUUGAUGAGUCUUCAGUUGAAAGCGAGAGACAUUAUUGUGAGUCCAAGCCACGAAGACUUAGCUAUGGUCGUAGAUCAUCUCUUCAAGCAUCAAGACUCCGAACAAUACAAAACAGCUCGUGCUCUGUACGAUUUCUUGGUCUCUUAUUUCCCCGAUUGCUUAACCCUCAAGCUUCUUCAGGUCUUCCAGUGUUCUUCCAAUGGCGUCACAAGAUUCAGAUCGAUCUAUCAACUCUCUGAAACCCUCACCGAUCUCAGAUACCGCAACUUCAAACUCUCUCUCGACGCGCUUUAUGAGAUCAAGCCCGUUGUGAUUUCUUGCUUGACAAGGAAAGAAACCAAAGAAUCUGACAUCAAGAUUCUUAGAAGAAUCGUUUGUGUUGUAGCUUACAAUGUUGUGACGUUGCAUAAUGGCAAAUGGGACGAGCUCAGUGACUGUAUCUUAACGUUAGCGAGUAGUCAUGAACCUGUCAAGGCCUUUCACGUCUUCGUAGAUUUGCCACUGGUCUACGAAGAGUUCAUCGAAAGGUUCUUGAAUACGAUUUUGCAGAAAGCUGAUAAUGUCUUUCUUGAUCUUUAUAGAGUUGGAGAUUGGAGUUUGGCUAUACAAACUCUUGUUAAAAUGUGGAUUCAGAUUUCGAAUACAAGUAUGACGAUCAAGGCUAUACGGGAGUUAAUGGUUCCUCAGCUUGCCUAUGUUGUGAAUUCAGUGUUUGAGUUGGUGAAUAAUGAAAAGGAACAUUUUUUGGUACGAGGGCUUGAAGAUUUCAAGAGGUUCUUCUCACGAGACAUGAGUCUGUAUCAUUAUAAUGAGAAUCAAUGCCAUUUCGUGGUGGCUUCCAUGAACGAGAUCGAAGGAGUAGUAGUUGGAACAAAGACCAAGGAGAUUGUGAGGAAGAUCAAAAUGUUGGUGACAGAACAACAGAGUGAUGAUGUUUGGAAUCCUAGACAAGAGUUUGACCGUGUCUGGUAUGACCAUUUGAAGAAUUUAUCUUCACUACAAGUCUUAAAGAUCUUUGCUUCCACUGAUCUUGAAGAUAGGUCCAGAGAGAUAGCUAUCAGACGGCUCAAUGUCUUACUCUCUGGUUACAGUUCAAAGAAAGUGCAAAUAAACAUUGCAGAGAUGAGACAAAUCCAAACAUUGGUCAUGUCUUGUUUACAUGAGGAAAGAAUCUCUGACAGUAUGUUCAAAGUCUUAGGUGAGGUGGUGAACCACGUUGCGUAUGAGGUGUUGAUAAACCAAGACGAGAUAUGGUAUGAGCUACGAGAUUAUAUUGCAUCUAGUAAAACAGAGUUUCAGAGAGCGGUUUAUAUCUUCCAGUGCUUAACAAUGGCGCUUGUUGAAGACGAUUUUGUGAUUUCUAUAAUAGAGAAGCUUUUCCCGAAGAUAAUCACAAGACUAGACCCACCACCAACAGAGUUGUUGGUAGAUAACAGUUGCUGGGUUUGGGCCUUUACUGGUGCCUUCUGUGCAGCAGUUCACUUGAUAGAGAUCCCAAGUUGUGCUGAAACAGUUAAGGAGAUUGCACAUAAUAUGAUAGAUUCAGUGAGAAAGCUUGUGGAAAGAGAUAUGGAAGUUGGGUUUGUGAGGAGAGCUUUCAGAGAUGUGGAAAGGAUUUUGUGUAAGCAAUUGGAAUGGUACAGUACGAGUCAAUACAAGUUACUUAAGGGUUUGCUUUGGAGACUCUAUGUAAUCAAAGGCAUGAAGUGGGAAAGUAAGAUUGUGUUGUGGAGGAUCAACGUGAUAGUGGAGAGAAGAGUGAGAGAAGUGGAGAAAGAGCUGCCAAAGAAUGAGUUUGAUUUGGCUUAA
Capsella rubella is the source of this 1821-nucleotide messenger RNA. RefSeq lists its product as uncharacterized. The transcript has a single exon. Bases 1 to 1821 code for a protein of 606 amino acids. NCBI's taxonomy places the organism in Eukaryota, Viridiplantae, Streptophyta, Magnoliopsida, Brassicales, Brassicaceae. The record is from RefSeq and is a predicted model, not a curated record.